AUGCCACGCAGACCGCUACCGAUCGACCCCAACGCCAGCCCGACCCCAGCUAGGCCACCGACGUCGCGCACCUCAGCCUCAUCCCAAGUCCCAGCGCCAGCGCCAGCCCCAACGACAACAUCAACAACCGCUACAGCCAGCAACAACGAGGCUGCGGCCUUUGAGACCUUUACCCACGUCUCCCCGCCACCCAACGCCCACCUCGGCGUCGCGCGGCAUGCUUCUCCUCCCCCCGCCUUGCCGUCUCUGGGCGGCACGGGCACGAGCACGAGGACAGGCGAGAGCGAGAGCGAGGCCCCCAGCCCCAGCCCCAACCUCAACCUGACGACGGCGUUUAACCCGCGGUCACUGCCAGUGUUUGUCGGGGGCAUGCCGUCCGAACUCGACGAGCCGCCAUUACGCCGAUGUCCAGGCGACCUCGGCGGGUGGAACUGGGGAUUCUACUGCCUGGCGUACUGGGGUGGGCAGCACCAGAUGUGGUACUGCCGGUACUGCUCGAGGUACUUCUGA
Apiotrichum porosum is the source of this 510-nucleotide messenger RNA. RefSeq lists its product as uncharacterized. The record is from RefSeq and is a predicted model, not a curated record. Lineage: Eukaryota; Fungi; Basidiomycota; Tremellomycetes; Trichosporonales; Trichosporonaceae. Bases 1 to 510 code for a protein of 169 amino acids. The transcript is spliced from 2 exons.